AUGGAAUGGGCCAUCUGCAGAUAUGAGGUUGACAAGAUGUGCCAGGAGCAGCCGUUUGUCUGCCUUCCAUGCACUCCCGAAAUGCUUGCGGUAGCAGUGGAUGGCAAUCGCAAGCAUUAUCGUUUCAAGAAGGCAGGGAGUCAGGACAGUCAUGGCCACUUGGAAGGUGUUUUCCUUUGCGAGGACAGCAAGGUGUCAGAGUAUGUAGACCAUGUCCACAAGGCCACCAAACAUGUUCCCGGAAAGGGUGUCUGUGGUGGGGCUGAAUUUGCUGCUGCUAAGGAGAUCUCCAGAAAAUCUAGCAGCAAGCUUGAUGAAGAGGGCAUUGAGCUUGCUGUCUGCAGGCAUGGCACAAUCCUUAGAGGCCUUAAUAUGUUUAGGGGGGAAAUAUAUGCAUAUGCCCUCUACUUGCAGAAGGAAUUGGGCAACACUGCAACUUUCUUCUGCACUGAUCUUAUGUGCAAGUACUGGCCCUACUUGCAGAAGGUCUGCAGAGUAUGCCCAGAACUACAACAUCUUCUAGGCAUGAAGCCCUUUCUUUCUGUCCUCCAUGCAAAGGCCCAUGGAAUGAAGUGUGAGAUCAAAUGGGGUGGGGGGUUCCAGGAGAAUGCUGCCUGCACCCUGGGAGAAGAAGUGGAGCAGGCCAACGCCUUCCUCUCCAGGAUAGCCAUUUCCACAAAAUAUAUGUCAAAAGCUGCACGCACUGACAUGAUCACACUCUUGUGCAUGGGAUGGAACCAAGCCAAGGUCCAGCACAUGAGCUCCUACCUCAGCAGACAAUUCCUGAAGAACUCCACAAUCCUGCAGUGGGUGACCGAUGUUCAGGAGUGGGCUGAGAGUGCACCAGUGGAGGACAGUGAUGCACCUGUGGAGUUGCAGAAGAAGAUGGAGGAAAUGUCUGCCAGCAUCAGGCAGAGAACACAUCGGCUGUACAGGCAGAAUGACACAAACAAGGGUCGCCACAGGAUGAGAGCCAAAAUAAGAGAGGAGAAAGGGAAGCUGGCUGCCCUGGUCCUGGAACAUAAUACACUUGUCCAGCCAUCCGAAAGAGUGGAGUCAGUGGAGUUAAUCUUCCAGCCGGAAUACAUAUUCCCCUGGCACGUUCCAACAUCUGAUACUGACAUUCUCACAAAAAAGAAGGUCUUUGAGAAGGUCAUGGGUAUCCAGAGGCUGGAGGAGGAAGAAGUGGUCCUCGUCAAAGAGAUGAAGCAGCACUGGGAAUACCUGAAGAGACGUGCGGAGGUCUUGGAGCAGUCAAUCUCUGGUGACUGUUGGAACCUGUCACCAAAAGGGAGGAAGGGACUCCAAAGUUUGCACCAGAGGAAACUUACAGAGUUGAAGUCUCACCAGGCUGUAGUGAGACAGAUGUAUCUCCAACACCUCCACCUGGAUCUUACAGAACCCGACCUGGACCUGGAAGAACUCCUGGAAGAGGGCCAGGACUGUUUAAGCUCUGACACCAGCUCAGAUGAUGACGACGAUGUCAACACCUAGGCAUCGACAGAAUAUCAAUGAUAUGCCUUUGAAUUUGGGUAUUGUGAGACAAAUAAAUGCUUUUCUAGAACAAUUUCUUGACUGGAAAUCAAUACAUUUUACUUUUCUUGCUUCAGGUCUAUGUACCUGUUUUAUCAACAACAUGCUCUACAUCAGAUCAUGUUGCCUACCACUGAUAUCUAAUAACAUCUGCUACCCCAAAAAGGCAUUACAAUAUAUUUUCAUGUUUCUAUUCCCCUUAUUUCAGGCAGUAAGAUUCAGUAGUAG
Molecule: messenger RNA, 1761 nt
Organism: Osmerus eperlanus (European smelt)
Lineage: Eukaryota; Metazoa; Chordata; Actinopteri; Osmeriformes; Osmeridae
Exons: 10
Coding region: 1-1494 (497 amino acids)
Source: RefSeq, a predicted model, not a curated record